This is a messenger RNA of Nicrophorus vespilloides, 453 nucleotides long. RefSeq names its product vesicle transport through interaction with t-SNAREs homolog 1B (gene Vti1b). Bases 91 to 438 code for a protein of 115 amino acids. The transcript has a single exon. Lineage: Eukaryota; Metazoa; Arthropoda; Insecta; Coleoptera; Silphidae. Gene Ontology annotation, cellular component: ER to Golgi transport vesicle membrane; SNARE complex; endoplasmic reticulum membrane. Gene Ontology annotation, molecular function: SNAP receptor activity; SNARE binding. The record is from RefSeq and is a predicted model, not a curated record. Gene Ontology annotation, biological process: macroautophagy; regulation of protein localization to plasma membrane; intra-Golgi vesicle-mediated transport.
AUUAUAUUGGCAACACUUAUCAGAAAUAAACAAUUGAAGUAAAUAGUAUAUAGAAAAAAAGUGAUUGAAAUUAAUUAAGAAAGAUUCACUAUGUACAGUGGACAUGAUAAUUGGGAUGAAGAUAAUAGGCAGACAUUGCUUGAGGGCAAGAGGAUUUUGGAAAGGACUGGUGAGAGCUUAGCUAGAUCGAAUCAAAUAGCUAUUGAAACUGAAACAAUUGGCACUGAAGUUGUAACUGAGUUGGGUAGCCAAAGGGAAACACUACUCAGAGCAAAAGACAGACUGACCAAUGCCGAUGAUCAACUUGAUAACACAAGGAGGAUUUUGAAAAAGAUGGGGAGAAAUGUAAUCUAUAACAAAUUGGUUUUGGUAAUGAUAAUACUAUUGGAACUUGGGAUUCUGAUAGCUGUGUCAUAUAUGAAAUUCAUCAAAAAAUAAUGUUAUGUACUUAAA